Molecule: messenger RNA, 2525 nt
Organism: Nematolebias whitei (Rio pearlfish)
Lineage: Eukaryota; Metazoa; Chordata; Actinopteri; Cyprinodontiformes; Rivulidae
Gene: epn3a
Product: epsin 3a
Exons: 11
Coding region: 379-2247 (622 amino acids)
Biological process (GO): endocytosis
Cellular component (GO): clathrin vesicle coat; endosome; plasma membrane
Molecular function (GO): clathrin binding; phospholipid binding
Source: RefSeq, a predicted model, not a curated record
UCUGUGUUGUCAGUGUGGUGCCAUCUGCAGGACUCGGUUCCUGAAUUUGCGACAACUUAUAUAUAAAAAAAAAAAAAAAAAAACCUAACGGUAGAGUUGUGGCUCGUUUCAUGUGCGAGCCGCAGUUCUCCCUCAGCUCCUCCCGGGUUUGUUAUGUCGAGAGGGGGCUUCUCGUUUCACCUCAAUCCGCCCCAACUUUGGGAUCCCGCUGACGCGCUAUGACCUGAAGCAGGACCACACUUCUGGACAUCACUGAAGUUGAAUUGUACCUGACUGCAUUUUUUUCCUGCUGAUCUGAACUGAACUAACCACCUCGCCUGAGGCGAAGGUCUGGCCUGACUUCUUCUUUUUGCCACGCGUGAAAACCCCACCAUCGUCAUGCAGAGCUCAUCCAUCCGUCGUCAGGUGAAAAACAUGGUCAACAAUUUCACCGAGGCCGAGAUUAAAGUUCGAGAAGCCACCUCGAACGACCCCUGGGGACCUCCCAGCACACUCAUGGCCGAGAUCGCAGACUUGACUUACAAUGUGGUGACCUUCGCCGAGGUGAUGGGAAUCAUCUGGAAAAGGCUGAACGAUCAUGGCAAAAACUGGCGUCAUGUUUACAAGGCCCUCACGCUGCUGGACUAUCUGGUGAAAAUGGGCUCUGAGCGUGUGGCCAAAUCCUCCCGAGACAACAUAUUUGCCAUUCAAACGCUCAAAGACUUCCAGUACUUGGAUCGAGACGGACGUGACCAAGGUGUCAAUGUCCGAGAGAAGGCCAAACAAUUGGUGGCUCUGUUGAAGGAUGAGGAGAGGCUGAAGAAGGAGAGGAGCCACGCUUUGAAGACUAAAUCUCGUUUGGGUGUGGGGAGUAAUAGCAGCAGCAGCAGCAGCAGCAUGGGGGUCAGCAGUAGCUCAACCUCUGGAUACACAAGUUCUUCAUACACAAGUCAGCAAGGCUUGGAGGAUUUCAGUGUAUGCAGAAACUCGUUGACAACCUACACCACCUCCUCUUCUCGACUCGCUCCGGACCUGGAACAAGCUAUACCCGCCUCAACUGGAGAAGAGGAGCUGCAGCUGCAGCUGGCCCUGGCUAUGAGCCGAGAAGAAAGUGAAAAGCUGCCUCCCAAAGUGGAUAUGGAUGAAAGGACUCAGCUCAAGAUGGCUAUGGAUCUCAGCAAGAAGGAGUCCCACAAGGUGAAACCAGUCAAACAGGUACCUCCUGCCCCCCUGGACAUGGAUGAAGAUGCCCAGCUCCAGUUAGCGCUUAGCCUGAGCAAGGAGGAGCACAAGCAGGAACAACUCAGUCGCCAAGGGAAUGAGUCAGAGCUUCGAAAAGCUCUGGAGGAGAGUAAACGUGAAAUGGAGGGAAAAGGCGGGUCUGCCUUUAUGGACCUGGUAGAUGUUUUUGCAGUGCCUACAGAUGCGCCCCCUAUUGAUGGUCGCUGGAAUAAUACUGCCCCCCGGGCAGCAGCUGGCGCUGGGGGGACAGACCCCUGGGACUCCCUGGACAACACUCAGAGGGCUGAUUCUUCCUGGAUGGUGCCCCCACCUUCCCACAGCCCCCCACCACCAUGGGAGCCUCCAUCUAAUUCUUGGAUUGCAGCACAAAAUGAUGUCUCCACCCUCAACCCUGCAGGCCGAGAUUUGGCUUUUGCUGGAGUGUCAGUUGAUCCAUUUUCAGCUCCAUCAGAAAGAACAGCAGCUAGAGGAGCUGCCAGUAACUUUCCACCUGAAAACCUAUCAGAUGGGGAUUUUUUUGAUGAGGCUAUGGAUGGUGGCAACACUGGUAUUAAUGGACGAAGGGUGGACAGUCCUGACCUCUAUGAACUGACUAGUCUUAGAGAGAGCCUAGUUAACCCUACCCCUCGCACAUGUAAGACACCCGAGGCCUUCCUGGGGCCCUCAGCAGCUUCCCUGGUAAACUUGGACACCUUGAUUCCGACAAACCCUGCAGCCAAGACCACAAACCCCUUUUUGUCAGGAAUGAGUGCACCUUUAUCCGCUAAUCCAUUCCAAAGUGAGCCGCAAAAGCCCAGCCUGAACGAGAUGGCCUCUGCCCCUGCAGCUCCCCACACCACUUCUCUUCCAUACAGUGCCUCUUUGCCCCUGCCUAUGAGCCAUCAGGGUGCCACCAUCCCUUCAUCAGUCACUCACCCUACUCAUCCAAGUCUGGACCUGCCAGGGAAGCUCCCUGAACCCUUGUUGCCCUUCUCCUCAGCCAUCAACCAGGAAUCGCAUGAGAGCAACCAGAACCCUUUCUUAUAAGGACCAUCUGAACAGGACAAACAUGGUAUCAAAAUAGAGAAAAUACCAUUAGGUUAUGCUUGUGGAAUAACGCUCUUUCUGCAAACCAAACUACAACCCAAAAGACUUGUAUGAAAAGCCUAAAAAGUUUUUGUUAUAAUGUUGGAUAGAUGCUUCUCUUGUUGCAAGCUGGUUCUGCUACUUCCAAUAAGCUUGAAAGGAGAUUACAAAUUUUUAUCAGAAAAUUUAAGUGUAACGUAAAACCUCUUUAAGGCCAUAAUCUGUUGCUCACUGACUAC